GAUAUUCUUUUCAACAUCCUGCCCAAGUGUGAGUGUUACUUUGGAAAGUUUAUUAUCCCGUCUUAGAAUUGCGAGCAGCUGGUAUAUACCAUCGUCUCCCCUUCAAAUCUGUUGUCUGCGAUUACGAAGCACAGUAGUUUUUCUUCGCAAUUAACUAUGGCUACUGAUAAAUUGGACCAGGUUUUUCGGAAGAUUGAUGAGCUUGCUGCCGCUACCGCUCCCAACUUUAACAUUAUCCAUGAUCGACUCGCACCCGCGAUCAAGAUCCCAUCGAUCUCUUCCGAGCGGACGAUCGAAGGGCGUAACAAUGUGGUUGCUAUGACGGAUUUUCUGGAAGAUCAACUCACGAAGUUGAAUGCAUCUGUGGACCGACAUUCGUUGGGGAAAGAACCAGGAACAGAACUUCAGUUGCCGGAUGUUAUCAUUGCCAAAUAUCCAAAGGCGUAUGACAGUAAGAAGAAGACUGUUUUGAUUUAUGGCCAUUAUGAUGUUCAGCCUCCGGGAGAAGGCUGGGACACCGACCCCUGGACCAUCACAGAAAAAGGCGAAGAUCCAGACAAGAAACUUUACGGGCGAGGGUCUACCGACGACAAAGGACCCGUGCUCGGCUGGCUCAACGCACUCCAAGCGUAUCAGGAAGCAAAAGUCGACGUCCCGGUCAAUCUAAUAUUUUGUUUCGAAGGAAUGGAAGAAUCUGGAUCCACCGGAUUCGCAGACUUUGCAAUCGCUAACCCCAAAAUCUUUGAACAUGUCGAUGCUGCAUGCAUCUCUGACAAUUAUUGGCUUACGACCAAGAAACCUUGCUUAACAUACGGACUCCGCGGUAUCAAUUAUUUUAACCUCACAGUGGAACAUGCAGGUGUUCAACUCCACAGUGGAAUGUUCGGAGGCUGUGUAUAUGAGCCCAUGACGGAUCUAGUGAUUUUGCUUUCGAAACUUGUGGACUCUCAGGGUAAAAUCUUGAUCCCGGGGAUUAACGAACUUGUGGAUGAUGUGUCCAAGGAAGAGUUUGAGGAAUAUGCCACGAUAGAGUUUACGACCCAAGAUUUUCAACAGACUAUUGGCAGCGAUGCGAAUAUCUAUAAUGAUCCCAAGAAAACUCUUAUGCACAGGUUUAGGUAUCCGUCUCUCACCAUCCACGGCAUCGCAGGGGCAGAUUCAAGCCCAGACCAAACCACCGCCAUCUACCCCAAAGUAACCGCCAAAUUCUCCAUCCGCACUGUGCCAUCCAUGGAUCAGGAGACCGUCUCUGAUCUCACCAUCAAUUAUCUCUACCAAGAGUUUGACAAACUUGGAAGUAAAAAUACAUGCACAGCGAAACAGUUUGGAGAAACUGCUCCGUAUUGGCUUGCAUCGCCUGAUGAUGCAAAUUAUAAGGCUGGCAAGGCGGCUACGCAGAAAGUUUAUCAUACGGAGCCUGAUUUGACGAGAGAGGGCGGAAGUAUUGGAGUAACACUUGAUUUGCAAAAGGCUCUAGGAGAUAAGAGUAUCAUGUUAUUGCCAGUAGGAAUGUCAGAUGAUGGGGCCCAUGGUCCGAAUGAGAAACUUAACAAGAGGAACUAUAUUGAGGGGAGCAAAUUGCUGGGAGCUUAUUGGUGGUUUUUUGCCAAUCCUCUAUCCUAGUUUGCUUUCAAUGGCUACUGACUGCUUUCGACACUUGCGAACAGUUAAAUUGAAACACAGUAACAAUAAAAUAUCUAAUCCAUCCACCAUCAACUUUCCUCCUACUUCAAAAGCACAAACAGCAGCACUUGACGAAUAACAUAUACACCCCUUCUGAACAGCGUGUUCAAUAGUUUGGAUUGUUGUUCAAUAGUUCGGAUUGUAGUUCAACAAUUAAAAUAAAGAAUUUAACUAAAACACCA
Molecule: messenger RNA, 1865 nt
Organism: Botrytis cinerea B05.10
Lineage: Eukaryota; Fungi; Ascomycota; Leotiomycetes; Helotiales; Sclerotiniaceae
Gene: Bcdug2
Product: Bcdug2
Exons: 7
Coding region: 157-1623 (488 amino acids)
Biological process (GO): proteolysis
Molecular function (GO): peptidase activity
Source: RefSeq, a predicted model, not a curated record